This is a messenger RNA of Triticum urartu, 824 nucleotides long. The record is from RefSeq and is a predicted model, not a curated record. NCBI's taxonomy places the organism in Eukaryota, Viridiplantae, Streptophyta, Magnoliopsida, Poales, Poaceae.
CGUCUCUCUUCCCCCAAUGGCACAGCGGAUCUCCUCGACGCCGUGCGACGCGUCCGGCUGCGAGGCGACGGAGGAGGCGCCGCUGCUGGACGUCGAGAAGGGCGCACCCGAAGAACGCGGCACGGCGUCGCCGGCGGACGAUGGGGGCGUGGAAACAUCCGGCUGCCGGCGCUUUUUCCAGGAGUUCUUGGCCGUUGUGUGGCUGUGCAUGGUGAAUCAGAUGAGGAUAGCCUAUAACGCCUACGGUGACACCGAAACGAGACCGUUCAUGGUGCUUCUGAUGGUAAUGCUCGCCUUGACUGUCGCCAACGUGUUUCACUUGGUCAGCACGCAGCCUGCGUACCCUCCGGCACAAUCUACCUCCGUGCUUCACUGAUUUGUUUGGUAGCUAGCCCGCUUUUACCACAAGCGUAGCGAUCAAUUUAGCCGCUAGAAAGAUAGUAUAUGGCAUUACCCAGAUUUGUGGCAUGAAAAUAUGGCAGUGUGUACAAGUGUAUGGCAGCCAAACAUGCCUAAGUUUUGCAGCUGAUGAGUCUCCAGUGCAUCUCUCUCUAGUCAUUCAAACUAAUUGAAUGUCGGUGCGUUUGUCAUGGAAUAAUAAAACCUACAUACACAAUGAUCAUAACAUCGUCGACGUGCCGCGUGUGCUUAGGGCACCGUGGGCAUAGUUAGAAUGGAUGGUGAGUGAUGGCAUGUGCUGGUUGCGCUCUUCGUUUCCAGACAGAAACUCGACAAAUAAGUCUCCUUGGAAAAAUAAAAAACAUAUUAAAAUAGCAGUGGAAAGCUCGGGAUGAGAUAAGCACCACACUUGAUAGUAAACACAC